This is a messenger RNA of Enterobius vermicularis (human pinworm), 1284 nucleotides long. The record is from the annotation of a GenBank genome assembly. NCBI's taxonomy places the organism in Eukaryota, Metazoa, Nematoda, Chromadorea, Rhabditida, Oxyuridae.
AUGUCUGACUUAAUUCGUUAUUUUGCGAAUCUACAGUUAGUCAAGGAAAGAGGAACAGGAACACCAGAUUCUUCGACUCAGACAGCUCCAAAAAGCAGAACAUCCUUACAAGAGGAUUUAGGGAGAUCAACAAUGUGCGUUUCUUCUGAUUCCACGUUUCUGAGUAUAUUGAACAACGGCUGUGCUAGGAAGGGAUGGAGUCCACGUUUUGAGAUCCUCACUCCUAAUGAAUUUCAGAAUGAUUACUUUGUGAUGCGGUGCUCAGUCGGUGAUAUGGUAGGAUGCGGGAAAGCGAAAUCUAAGAAGAGCGCAAAACAACUUGCCGCGAGAGAGAUUCUCUCCCAGGUGGUCGCAAAAAACGAAUUGGCUGGGUUCGACUUAGGAUCGACAAAAGAAGAAGCGUCUGAAACCCUUAACAAAUUGUCUGCGAAAUUAGAGGCUGAUGAAGACACUGGUGCAGCAACCGCGGAGAACUGGAUAGGAAAGCUCAUUGAAUUGUACCUUUUACUCGUCUGUUGCUCCUCUACUACUAUUGCCCAUAACUUAUUUUGCCUUUUUAUCUGCAGUUGUCUUCGUUCGAAACUCAGUGCUCCUGAAUAUACUUUCGAUGAAAAGACUGGCGCGCAGGGGCCGUGGUUUAUUGCAAAUUGUGCUGUGGGAAAAUUAAGUACUACUGGUGAGGCAAAACAAAAAAAGCUUGCGAAGACGUUGGCUGCACGGGAAAUGUUCUUUUCAAUAGAAAACAGCAAGAUAGAGGACCUAGGUGUUGAUGAAAUAUCAUAUGCGCCAAUUCACGUGAACAAGCCUGCAAGUAAUGCUCCUGAAAUUGGCAAUGUGGAAGAGAACAGUGAGAAACAAGUAUUUUCUACAGGCUCUGAGGCGAACUGUGCAGCAUCAGAUAAGGUUAAGUCUCAUCGUUUCAACAGAAAUGGAAUGAAAAAGGACUGGAGAGUAGGGAUGCAGGAGGACUUCAGUGACGCUGAGAGUAAUGGUCAAUUCAGCGGAAGUGAUGUUUUUGUCAGUUUUCCAGAAGUUUCCGAACACUUGUUUCAACGUCUUCUCCACGAGGACGGGAGUCUUCUUAAAAAGUUUUUUGUUGGCCAAGAACUGAAGUUCACUGUCUUCGAGAGGAAAGCUGUCACAGAUGAAGUGCAGUGCCUUCUUCAACUGUCGACACCAGAAAAAGAAUUACGUGUUUUUCACGGAUGUGGAGAAGAUCUACAGCAUGCAAAGGACAAUGCUUGUAAUAAUGCGUACUCAUUUGCUAAAGUAUUGUCCUCGUAA